AUGUUUCUGUUUAUAGUAAUAGCCUCGAUUUGUGGAGUGGUUGGUGGCAAUUUAGACUUUGGCAAUGGCAUCUUUGAUGGUAAGUCGAAUGUCAAUAACAAUAUCAAUUUUUCUCAUAUUUUAUACGUUUAAAAGCACUUAAAAUUGAUUUUUUAAACUUGAAAGUUUUGUUUUUUAUCAGAAAUUUAAAAGAAUAAGCUUAUUUUUUAACCAUAUUUUACCAGAAACAACCUUUAGAUACCGUAUACGCUACGAAACACAAUAAUCAAAUAAGUUUGGAAGAGUUUUACGACAACAAUCAUUUACAUUUACCUCGACCAGACCUCUCUAAUCAACUCUAUAUUGAACUGAACAUGCAAGGAGUUCAAGAUAAGAAUGUUAGUAAUAAAGCAUUUUACAAAAAAGUGGCCAAGAACUUGAGGAUGGCCAACCCUUUAGUUAAUGUCAUCAAACUGAAUGGAGGUUACAAUGUCUGCUUUAAGAAUGGAGUAAGUUGGUGUGUUAUACCUUGUAAUUCCCUUUACUAUUACUUUAGACCUUAAUGUCUUAUAUAAAAGUUCAUUUACAGACAGCCAACUCCGUAGUGACAGAAUACAAAAAACUGAGGAAAACCUUUAAUUAUGUCAUUAAGUAUCUCAGAAGGCUUGAUGUUAAGAUUGAUAGCAUUGUGUUUUCCGUCAAUUUGAUCAAUGUAAGUUACAUAUUGUAGAUAAUGAACAGUGUAAUACAUUUAAUGUAAGACAAGUAAUUUUUUUAUUAUAGGCCAACAUAUCAGACACCGAACUUGAUGAAAUCCGAGAGCAAUACUUGGUACGGCGAUCUAACAAUGAUUUUGUUCAUAUUGAAAUACGAGGUGUUCCAAUUGUUUUUGUGUAAGUUCUAAUAAUAAUUUUAAAUCAAAAAAACUACUUUUUAACUGUUUUUUCGAUAAAGAAAUACAGUAGUAGAACCCCUGUAUGACAAAUUCCUCUAUGACGGAAAUCCCGUAUAACAAACAAAUUUCAAAUCCUCUGUUAUACAGGAGUUCCACUGUACAAGUUUAGAUAUUGCAAUAUGUAAAACAAGCUACAGUAUCACUCCCCAACAAGUUACAGUAUCUCUACUCCCCCAUAAAAUUUUUUACUUUUAGAGAUGAACUAGUAACUCAAAUUGAAUGUGAAGCUACAUCACGAUGGCCACAGAAGACGCGAAAGCCACCAGAGAUCAUUGACAACCUUCUCAAAUAA
Messenger RNA from Bursaphelenchus okinawaensis, 1226 nucleotides. NCBI's taxonomy places the organism in Eukaryota, Metazoa, Nematoda, Chromadorea, Rhabditida, Aphelenchoididae. The record is from the annotation of a GenBank genome assembly.